Ectocarpus sp. CCAP 1310/34 is the source of this 335-nucleotide messenger RNA. NCBI's taxonomy places the organism in Eukaryota, Phaeophyceae, Ectocarpales, Ectocarpaceae. The record is from the annotation of a GenBank genome assembly.
AUGGCCGCUUGCCGAGGGAAGAGAUGGGGGAGCCUCCGGCUCGCCCCUCUCGCCCCUCUGGUCACUCUCUUUUUGUACCUCUCUCCUCGUCACAUCUCACGAAAGGAAAUAGCCACCCUUGGCAGUGGGAGAAUACUGCCAGAGCACCGGCCUCUGUCUCUGACAGGGACUAGUGUCCUCAUUGGCGUCGGCUCCGCCCUGUCAUCAUGACAGCCCAGUACCCACCAUUUUCUAGACUAAACUAAUAUGGACCACAUUCAUCGACCGUCUGAAGACUCCCCGUGCUUUCUCAACACGCGUUGUACGAUAAUUAGAUGUAGUCGAUGGUGUUGCAC